AUGGUUGACAGGAAUGGAAAUGCUGGCGGGAAUACCGUGAAAAUGUCUCUUCCUUCUUUGCUGGGCGCAGGUUUGGCUGAUCACAGAGCUGAGAUUUGUGUACCUGGUGACACCGUCGGGGCUGUUGCCUUAGACGCUGCGGGAGACGUGGCGUGCGGUACCAGCACCGGGGGCAUCGUUGGGAAGCGCCCGGGGAGAGUGGGUGACUCACCCCUGGUGGGCUGUGGUGGCUAUGCCAACCGCUACGGCGCGGUGUCGGCCACCGGGCAUGGCGAGGCCAUCACGAGAGUGACCUUGUCACGCUUGGCGCUGAUGCGAUUGGAGCUCGUAGAGAAGGACUCUGUCUCCGGCGCCGCCUUUGGCACGACACCCACCCGCAGCAAGUGCUGCUGGGCGGCGAAUGGGGCGCUGGAGGAAAUGGCUGCGGCGCCACAGUCAGGAUCAGGCGGGCUUCUCCUCCUCUCGCGACUGGGCGAAGUAGCUGUGAGUUUCACCACGAAGCGCAUGGUUUGGGCCUCUAUGGAAGGACAUGAAGGCGUUGAUGGGGAGCUUCAGAGUGGUAUUGAUUGCGGCUACUGGUCCUGUCGCGUCGCGAAAAAAAAACACGGCCCGCUACUGGUCUCUUGGACCAGGUUGCAAAGGCUGCGUGGAUUGAAAUGCCAGUAA
Molecule: messenger RNA, 666 nt
Organism: Cladocopium goreaui
Lineage: Eukaryota; Dinophyceae; Suessiales; Symbiodiniaceae
Source: the annotation of a GenBank genome assembly